UGGGAAACCAGGACGGAAGGCGAUGUCGUUCCAGACGUUGUUGGCGAAGGCACUGAGCGAAGAUGAAGAGGACGUCCCGAGCAGCGGGUCCAUGUAUGAAGACGGUUCGGACUCGGACGAGGCGUACGAAGAGGACGAAGAGGACCAGAAGGGAUCGUCUCUCAAACGAAAAGCUCCAUCGAAGGAGUUGACGAUGGAAGACGAGGAUAACUCGGACCUCGAGCGUCAACUCUGGGGAAGGAAACGAGGCGCUUCACGGCGACGCAGUCGGCGGCGACGGGUCAAGAAUCCCGUUCCGCCCGAAUACUCUGAGCUCAUGGGGGAAGCAAAUGCCGCGUACAUUUCUGGCGACCAUGACAAAGCCAUUUCAAUGCUCAAGGAUUUUGUUAAGAAAGCACCGACUGUCCCCGAUCCAUACCACACGUUGGGCGUGAUCUACGAGAAGAUGGAGCACAGAGCGAAAGCGAUUCAGUUCUACUUGAUCGCUUGUUCGUUGACGCCAUCGGAUGCAGGGCUAUGGCGUCGCGUGGGUGGGAUGGCUAAGGACGAAGGCAUCGCGGACCAGGCGCUCUUCUGCUUCAAAAUGGCAACUCAGGCAGACCCAAAAGAUAUCGACACCCUCUACAUCUACGCAGACAUGUGCAAGGAAGGCGGCGACCACCGCCGAGCCGCGGAGACCCUCAAGAAGAUCGCCAACUUGACACCGACCGAUUUGUCCGUGUGGCUCCAAGUGGCAGAGUGCUAUCACGCCAACAGCCAGGACGACGAAGCCAUUGACGCGUUGCUGAAGUGCAUUCAGAACGCUUCCACGCACCCCGACGAUGCAUCUCAAUUUGAAAUGCAUGCGGUGAACAUGGUGUCGGACUUGUAUAUUACCCUGAAGCGAUACCAACCUGCCGUGGAAGCCAUUGAGGCAAUGCACCAUCGCAACCACCCUGGUGCUCCCCUGGACGAGGAGAGUUUGCCCCUCGACAUUGCUGUCAAGUAUGGAAUCUGCCAGCUCCACAUGGGCCACCUCGCGACGGCGCAGCCCAUGUUUGACGCUCUAUUUCACCACGAAGUCGACGUGUACGGCGAUUUGUACAUCGACGUUGCGGAAGCGUACGUGGCGGCUGGCGAGUCGCACGACCGCACCGCCAUUGACAUUUUGCAAAACGUACUGCUUUGCCCAACAUUUGCCAACGACAAAGUCUUUUCGAUGAUGGCACGCGCGUACAAGCGCCAGGGCGUGCUCGACACGGCACUGCAGUUUUACGACCAAGCUCUCGCGUUCCAGAGUGGUGAAGGGGGCAAGGCCGAUCCAGACCUGGCCCUGGAAGCAAUGCACAUUUGCCUCGACACUGACGCGGCAGCACGCGGCCUCGCAUUCUUCCGCUUUGUCAAGGACGCUGUCCUUCUCCCUCCGAUUCGACCGUACUGGGCGACAGCCCCCACGUCUACCGCAGCAAAACCGGACGACGAUCAGGACCAGGAUGUCCCGACGGACGACGACGACGAAGACGACGAAGACGACGACACGAGUGCGACGGACGCGGGCGACGAGAUUGGAUUUUCAGAAGACGCCAUGGACAACGUGGUUCGACUGAAGCUGUUUCUCGUGUAUGGCCGCCUGCAGUGGCGAAAUGGAGUCCCGGACACCAUGGUCAAAAUUGGCCUCCCGCUCUUGUUGCUGUCGUUGCAACAAAAUUCUCGUCUCUUGGGCCGCAAGUCGCUCCUUCGCCGCAUACAUAGAUACUACGACAGCAAGUCGGCGGAAGCCCGGGACUUGGACCGAUUCAACAUGACGCAUUCCCACGUCCUGUCUGCGAUGAAGGACUCGUACUUGGCAAACCCGAGCGACCCGACGUCACGGGACACCGUUGUUGGCGUCGUCAUGCGCGUGACAGAGCAGGUGCUCGUCGACAGGGCCUUUACACCGCAUGAAUACGUGGCCAUGGUGCACGAUGUCGCAAGGGCGCUGUGUGACGUGGGCAAACACAUUUGUGCUGUCGAGUUGCUCAUUGACGUCAACUGCAGCAACAAAGUCGCCGACGGCAACCUCCGAUUUGAGCUGCGGUUCUUGGCGCUGACGAUCGCCCUGACGCACAAGGAGAAUCGCAUGGCGUACGAGUGUGUACGCCUCAAUAUUCUAGAAGAACCAGAGAACGUGGGGUACUGGAAUUUGUUUGGCCAUGUCAUCAACCAGACGGGCGUGUUUUCCUGGCACCAAAAGUUCCUCGUAUCGUAUAUAUCACACGUUGAGAGCUCGACCAGAUAUCGACACGUGUAGGCCAAGGUGCUGCGCCAGCACCCCAAGUGCUACCCUGCGAUGGUCCUCGCGGGGCUCCACUCGUCCGCGAGCGAUUCGGCGCAGCUGGCGGUGGGCGAACUCACCCUCGCGCACUUGCAGAGGCCAGAAGACCCGCUCGCCCUCUUUUGCAUUGGGCUGAGCUACCUCAACAUGUCGAUGUUUCGAACGGUCGUGGACCGGCAAAUGACCGUCGCCAAGGCGUUUGCGUUUUUGCAGCUCUACCAGCAAACGCGUUUCAAGCAACUCGAAGCCAACUCGAUCGGACUCACGUCCGAGUUGGGCCAGGUCGAGAGCUGGUACAACAUCGGGCGCGCCUACCACCAACUGGAACUGAACCACCUUGCCAUUGCCAUGUACGAGCGCGUGCUGCGAUUCUACCAAGGCAAGCAAGUCGCGCCAGAGUAUCAGCUGUGCCGAGAAACCGCGUACAAUUUGUCGUUGAUAUACAAGCAAAGCGGCGCCACCGACCUCGCCAGCUACCUGCUGCACACGUAUUUGACUGUGGAGUAACCCGUUUCAAAUGCAAGUGGUGUCGCCCGAGAUGGCAU
This is a messenger RNA of Aphanomyces invadans, 2838 nucleotides long. RefSeq lists its product as hypothetical. The record is from RefSeq and is a predicted model, not a curated record. Gene Ontology annotation, molecular function: protein binding. NCBI's taxonomy places the organism in Eukaryota, Oomycota, Saprolegniomycetes, Saprolegniales, Verrucalvaceae. Bases 23 to 2269 code for a protein of 748 amino acids. Gene Ontology annotation, cellular component: transcription factor TFIIIC complex. Gene Ontology annotation, biological process: transcription by RNA polymerase III. The transcript has 13 exons.